Molecule: messenger RNA, 1188 nt
Organism: Xyrauchen texanus (razorback sucker)
Lineage: Eukaryota; Metazoa; Chordata; Actinopteri; Cypriniformes; Catostomidae
Gene: p2rx8
Product: purinergic receptor P2X, ligand-gated ion channel, 8
Exons: 12
Coding region: 1-1188 (395 amino acids)
Biological process (GO): monoatomic cation transmembrane transport; response to ATP
Cellular component (GO): plasma membrane; nuclear inner membrane
Molecular function (GO): purinergic nucleotide receptor activity; extracellularly ATP-gated monoatomic cation channel activity; ATP binding
Source: RefSeq, a predicted model, not a curated record
AUGGCUUUGAUGAAUAGUGAUCAUCCAGUGGGAUUUUUCUUUGAAUAUAAAACAGUCAAAUAUGUGGUUGCACAGAAUAAGAAAGUUGGAAUGUUAUACAGAAUCUUUCAACUCAUCAUCAUCGGAUAUCUAAUCGGGUGGGUAUUUGUUACAAAAAAACGCUACCAGGUAACAGAUGAAACAAUUUUGAGUUCUGUGGUAACUAAGGUUAAAGGAGUUGCACUCAUCAAAACAGCAGGAUCUGAUCAUAAGCUCUGGGGGCCCGAAGACUAUGUUAUCCCGCAACAGGCUGAAAAUCGUCUUUUUAUAACAACCAAUUUUAUAGAGACCAGAAACCAAAGACUAGGCAACUGUUCAGAGAAUCCUAAGGUACUGGAUGGCAUUUGCACUCAGAAUGAAGACUGUACACAGGGAAAGGCUGUUGUGGCUGGCAAUGGAAUUAAGACAGGCAUAUGUCUGAAAAACAAAGACAAUUCAAGCACUUGUGAAAUUUAUGGUUGGUGUCCCGUUGAAACAAGACAACCACAAGAAGAGCCCUUGUUGAAAGCUGAAGACUUCACCUUGUACAUAAAGAACUUCAUCAGGUUUUCCAAGUUCGACUUCUUCAAAUCAAAUGUUGACAAUAUCAGUGCAGCAUAUUUAAAAAACUGCACACAUGACAUGACACUUCACCCAACUUGUCCUAUAUUUCGUCUGGGUGAUAUUGUGGAGAAAGCAGGACAAUGCUUUCAUGAUAUAGCCAAGAAGGGUGGUUCAAUUGGCAUUCUGAUUGAGUGGCAAUGUGACCUUGAUAAAGAUUAUUCAGCGUGCAAUCCUCACUACAGCUUUAUACGUCUGGACUCCAACAUGUCAGCCAAUGCAGGAUAUAACUUCAGAUAUGUACGCCAUGUCAAUAAUGCUAAUGGGGAGAUCCACAGAACACUUUAUAAAGUAUUUGGAAUUCAUAUUGACAUCAUAGUUUUUGGAACGGUAGGAAAGUUCAGUAUAAUUCCUACAAUGAUCAAUAUAGCCUCAGGUCUUGCUUUAAUGGGUGCUGGAGCUUAUGUCUGUGACAUAGUACUUCUGUACAUGAUGAAGAAGAGAACACUUUACAGAGGGUCGAAAUUUGAGAGAGUAACAAUAAAUGGCAACAGCUCAGAGGCGCCAACAGGUCUGCAAAAACGGCUGAAUCAAGCCUGUUUUGACUAG